AUGAACUAUGACGAUCCACCGGAGUGUCUGAAUAACAGCCAGUGCCGUGAAGUUAUCAUAAAUGCUCAGGUACGAUAACGUUUAUAUAGUCAUCAUAACUUAUUUUUAAUUAAUAAUCAUAGUACUGUAAUUAAUUAUAGUACUGUAACAUAUUCUAGGUUCCCCUUGAAUGGGCGCUGCCCUUGUACGGUUACGCGAUGCCCUUCAUCGUGGCCAUGACGUUGCUGACCAAUAGUUUCAUCGUGUUGGUGCUGUCACAAAGAUAUCUCCGGACUCCCACUAACUACGUGCUUCUGGCUAUGGCAGUUACGGAAUUAUUGACCGGUCUUUCCUGCCUCCCUUGGCUCUUAUAUUAUUAUACGUUUAAUGGUAUGUUUACUUGUUAUGACACGCUGAAUACAACUUUUAGGCUACAAAACAGACAUCCAGUACGGUCUGUCGCAGUUGUGGUGCUUCAGUUUCCCGUACAUGGCGACGAUCUGUCCCUCCAUCUUCCACACGGCAGCUAUCUGGCUGACUGUUUAUCUGGCUGCCCAACGAUAUAUUUACAUUUGUAUGCCCAAGAUGGUUCGAAAUCAUUGCACCAUUCAGCGGAGUAAACAAGUCAGUUUCUUAUCGCUAACAUUGUUAUUCAUGUUUUCAGGCCAUAAUUGCCAUUUGCGUGUGUUCAUUGUCGAUUUAUGCGCCAGAAUUCUUUGCCACGUACAACAACUCUUACACUCUGUACAAUCCACGAUUUAACGGUAAUUUUUAAUACAAUAAUUAAUAGUUCGAUUAAAUUUAAAAUGUUUUUGAAGCCUUUGUAAUAUAAACAAAUAGUUUUCUAUAACUAUUUAUGCAUUGUCCUAUAAUUCGGUCUUUAUGCUAAUUUCAGCUACCAGAAGAGUUUGCCUCCGUAUUAGGACUAAGUUCAUUCAAACUGUAGGAAACGAUAUCUACUACUAUAGUCUGUAUGGUAUCCACACUUUACUCUCACAUACCUUGCCUUGUAUAUUGUUGGUGUGUUUCACGUGGAAGCUGAUAUCAGCUAUCAGUGUUGCUGAUAAACGACAUGCAUAUCUGAUAGCACGGUAAGUGUAUCAUUGUAUUUACAUUUAUUUUAUUUUACAAUAUGUUUAAAUCAAGUCCUAUGCGAGCUUAACUUUGUUUUCAGGACGGCUACUCGAAAGUACACGAUAGAAUCCAGCGAAACCCUGGAAGUCGACGGCGCCGAGAAGAAAGGCUUCAAGCUGAAGAGUCGCGAGAGUUUCAGCGAAUCCAAGAGGCUACAGGGCCUGAAACAAGUAAGAACCUUGUUCGUUGUUAAAUGGCUUUAUAGAACACCCGAAUGUUAAUCGCCGUAAUCAUAUUAUUCUUGGUCACGGAGAUCCCAGCUGCCCUCAUCUUCUCCGUGCAUGUGAGUGCAGUUGCAUUCCAGAUUACUUUCAUACAACGUCACUACAACGUCCUAAACAAAUUACUAAUAAUACGGUGAGUUCAGCACGACCGACUGUACGAGAACAAGGUUCGUAUCAUGGGAACGUCUAAUUAGCCCGACCGAGGUGUUACUUCUUAUGGGCUCGUAGAAGCUUAUUGUAACACUAAUUUACGAUUAUAGAGCUCGCAUGCAUUGUAAAUAACAUUAUUAAUAUGUAUAGUACGCUUACAAUAGACAGUUGAAGCCAAAGUAAUUAGAAAUAGUAACACCUCUUAAUAUUACAGUAAAUAACUACAAACCAUACAUAUCGAAAGCAUAAUUAAUACUAAAAUUACAGAAAUGUGCUCAUAGUAAUGUCAUAUCCCUUUCGAUUCGCCAUUUACUGCGGAAUGUCACAGCAAUUCCGCGAAGUUGUCCGCAUCAUGUUAACGCAUCGUAUCUUCUUUCCGUGCAGUAAACGUGCUCACGAGAUACUGCGUAGCAUGCACCACGGACCGCAUGCUCGUCUUCUACAGAACAACAACGUCGGUGGAAACAACACCCUCAACGAACCGACCCAGUUCAGCGACGACAGAAAGUACUCGGCUUGCGAAUUCUAACAUUUCGUUAACCACUGCUUCUGUCCCUGUUUUCCCUAGUGUACCGUGCUUCUCUGGCACUGUACCGUGCUUCUCCGGUGCUAUGUCCUGUACCGUGCCUCUCCAGUGCUAUACCGUGCCUGGUGUAUCGUGUUAUACCCUCUACGGCUUUACAGUUUCCCAUUUCCGUCCUUUGUGUGCCAUUAACUGAUUGUGAUACGAAACCUUACCUCCUUUAGAUACCCAUAUGACCUUCAACUAGAGGAAUGGUCCCAGAGUCGGAUGACGUCGCCGCGCAACUCCUUCCUCAACGCACAGUCCGAAGUCAUCAUGAAAGUCAUCCAGACGACAACGCCUCAAUUCUUGCUCAACGGUUCCGACUAA
Bursaphelenchus okinawaensis is the source of this 2379-nucleotide messenger RNA. The record is from the annotation of a GenBank genome assembly. Lineage: Eukaryota; Metazoa; Nematoda; Chromadorea; Rhabditida; Aphelenchoididae.